UAUACGUAAAGUACAAAUUUUUGUAUUCAUUUAUCAGAAAUGAAGACUAUAGAAGUAUUAUACUUAGGUUUUCUUAUUUGUGCGGUUGUUCAGGUAGCUCAUAGUGAAGAAAGGUUGACUAGCAAUGAUGACAUAAACAACACUAUAAAUGCCUUGAUUAGUAGCUUACCAGAUCCUCUAGAUAUUGCGCCUUUUCAAUUCCAAUUAAAUAAUUCUAUUAUUAAUGGAUCUUUUGUAAGCUCUGGACUAAAUAUAAGCGGCAUUAAUCAAACUGUUGCUACAUAUAUUGAUGUGCAUACUGCCAUACUCGUAGGUAGUUAUAACGUAACAUUCAAUCUUAAGGGAAUCGACUUUGUGCUAAAUUACACCACGGAUGUGCUGCUAGGGAAUUUGCUGCCUUUCUUUGGAAACGGUUCCAUAAAGGCCAGAUUAGAUAACCUGACAAUAAACAUAUAUGUAGAGAAUCACUUAACAAAACUAAGAAAUAUUAAAGUAGGAUUUUCUGUAGGCGAGAAGACAAACUUUGAAAUUCAAGGACUCAUGAAUAACGAUUACUUUAGCGAAUUGAUUAACGAAUUGCUGAGUACUUACAUAUCAAGAGGAAUUGAUUUUUUGAAUACCAAUAAAGAUACCAUAGGGAGUGUUAUUAGUUCAAUCAUUCAAAGCAUUGUCGAUAGCAUACAAGAUAAUUUAACAUUGGAUAUCGACCAUGAAAAUGUAGAAGGAGUUCUUUAUUUCUCACUGAUGUACCUAAGCUAAAAUGGGUAAGUUCAAUAUUAUGGUUCAGCCUUAACCAUUAUGUAACCAUUACCUUAAACCCAAAUGUUCUCUCCAUCCCAAAAUCUCUCCACAAAAUAUCUAGAUCUAUUCCCGGCAGUCAAAUAUUAGUUAAUCCUACAAUAAGGGACAAAAAGUUCAGAUAAGUAUUAACCUAAAAAUAGACCAUUGUAGCAUAUUUUUUAAUCACAAAUAUCAACAAAAAGAGACCAUAUUUCAGGAGCUAAUCUUCUUUAACCGACUUUGCAGAAAAAGAUUUUCUACAUUUCCAAUAAUCCCAAGAAAGAUAUCCGGAUACAAAUAUCCGAGAAGAGGGAAAAACUGGCUUUCCCUUGAGAAAUGCUCUUUCUUAUUCUUUGAUUAGUUUAACCAAGGAAAUAAGGCUGGCCAUUUUGGGGUCGCAUUUAGAAACUUGUGGUAUUUUUGACAAACAGCUUUUCUUAGGGGUGAAAUAGGUCAUAUAUGACGUGUUUUACAAUGGAUUUUUAUUAAAGAAAAUUAGGGUGGAAAAUUAUUUUUUUUAAUAAUCCAGUUAUUUCAGAAACAGAACUACAAUAUUUACAUAGCUUCUUGUAUUAAAAUUGGUAAUAAUAAAUAAAUACAGAAAAUAAAUAAGUAAGUUAAUGCUGGAUUCCAUACGUAAGCCAUAACGUUAAGACGUAACAUUCAGAUCCCAAGUAGCAUUUUUGGACACAUUUUAGGUAAUGAUUAUAAUAAUUGUGUCUGUUUCUUGACACAAAAUAAAAGCGGUAUGCUACAAAUAGGAAACAUUUUCGAAACCUAUAUAUUUUAUAUGACGUUAUUACAUGUGUUUCCAAUGUGGUCGCGAAACAUGUGUUUCCAAUGUAAUGUUUCUAAACAUUUUCUUCAAUUUGUGUUUAAGAUAUUCCAGUUUUAAGCAGCCACUGUUACUAAAUGUGAAAAAA
Messenger RNA from Sitophilus oryzae (rice weevil), 1703 nucleotides. RefSeq lists its product as uncharacterized. The transcript is spliced from 6 exons. The coding region runs from base 40 to 759 and encodes 239 amino acids. NCBI's taxonomy places the organism in Eukaryota, Metazoa, Arthropoda, Insecta, Coleoptera, Curculionidae. The record is from RefSeq and is a predicted model, not a curated record.